AUGAUGAAAAUGGUUCUUUUGUUUUUCUUUGCCUCUGCACUUAUCCUUUCAGUUUGUGAGUCCUAUGAUGUUUCUUUGCAACCUCAUGCUUUAGAUUCCUUUGAUGUUGGUUAUAUCCAGAUGAAAGGUGCUCAAAACUGUUCUUAUUUGGUGAUGAUUACAACAAGCUGUUCUUCUCCAAAGUUUAAUAUUGAUGAGAUCAGUAUUGCUUUUGGAGAUGCUAAUGGAAACCAGGUAUACGCAGCAAAACUAGACGAUUCACUUUCAAGAACAUUCGAGCAAUGUGCAUCAGAUUCAUUUCAAAUAGAUGGUCCAUGUGUAUCACCAAUUUGUUCACUCUAUCUAUACAGAAAAGGUUCAUCAGAUGACUAUGGUUGGAAGCCAGAAAGUGUGAAAAUCUAUGGAUACAAUUCAGAUCCUGUUACUUUUACUUUUAACACCUCCAUUCCUAAAGAUGUAUGGUAUGGAUAUAACUUGUGUGAUACUCCUCCUCCUCCUCCAUCUUCUUCCAUUCAAAUGUCUGUUCAGAAAUGGGUUUUGUUUGUAAUGGUUUUAGGUUCUGUUUUUAGUAUUUGGAUGUAA
Molecule: messenger RNA, 582 nt
Organism: Vicia faba (fava bean)
Lineage: Eukaryota; Viridiplantae; Streptophyta; Magnoliopsida; Fabales; Fabaceae
Source: the annotation of a GenBank genome assembly